This is a messenger RNA of Vicia villosa (hairy vetch), 600 nucleotides long. RefSeq lists its product as uncharacterized. The coding region runs from base 1 to 600 and encodes 199 amino acids. Lineage: Eukaryota; Viridiplantae; Streptophyta; Magnoliopsida; Fabales; Fabaceae. The transcript has 2 exons. The record is from RefSeq and is a predicted model, not a curated record.
AUGAAAAGGAUGGGUUUUGGGGGAAGAUGGAUGGGAUGGAUUGAGUUAUUGGUUUUUAAUAGUAAGAUGUCGGUUCUUGUUAAUGGUAGUUCUACCAAAGAAUUCGAAGUGUUCCGAGAGUUGAGACAAAGUGACCCCCUCUCACCUUUUCUUUAUGUUUUAGAGGCGGAAGGUCUUUCGGGGUUAGUGAGGAAAUCCGUUGAAGUUGGGGAUUUAGCCAUAAAAGGUUCUUGUUGGGUGGAAAAUCUUCAAUUUGCAUAUGAUACUUUACUUGUGGGAGAAGGGACGUGGAAGCAUGUUUGGGCGAUUAAGGCGGUGAUUCGGGCAUUUGAAAUUGUGUCGGGCCUUGGAAUUAAUUGUCAUAAAAGUAAAUUGAUAGGUAUUAAUUCAAGGGGUCCGUUUUUGGAAGCCGCACCAGUUCUUGAAGGAUACGACUUGGAAUCCUCUAUUGGUGAAAAUGAAGAAUCGGUUGGGGGUUGUAAAAAUCGCUUCCUCAAUUUGGGAGGUAGGAUUACUCUAUUGAAGUCUAUUAUUUCUUCUUUGACCAUAUUCACUAUGUCUUUUUUACAAAAUGCCAAAGAAGGAGGUGAAAGAGUUUAA